This is a messenger RNA of Ceraceosorus bombacis, 1330 nucleotides long. Lineage: Eukaryota; Fungi; Basidiomycota; Exobasidiomycetes; Ceraceosorales; Ceraceosoraceae. The record is from the annotation of a GenBank genome assembly.
AUGCGCUGCGCCUGCACCCACGUGGCUUGCCCCAGAGAAACGCAAGAACGCAGACGCGCGCACUGCAGUGUGCACGCCACGUGGCUGAUACAGAAAAGCCUACGUCUGCAGGACCGCUUCUUGGAUUUGAUCAAGAAGCGCUGAAUUGCAGUUGGUCCAACUCCUCAACCACAUUACACACCAGUUUCGAGCGAUUAUUUAGAGUGAGCAAACGAUCAAAUCAUGCUCUGAGCAUUAUACACACGAGCUGACCUUCUUGCUUAAACAUCGCUCCCAAUAGCGCCCAAGAUGUCGAAGAUCGCGGUUUCCCAAGUGCGCACGCAGCUCAAUGACCUGCUCAAGGGGUCUCAAGAGAAGAAGAGGAACUUCUAUGAGACCGUCGAGCUCCAGAGUGAGUGGACGAACGGUGUGGAGUCGGCACGGGUAGAGCCGGAGGGAAGGCACGAGAGAGUGCUGCUGUGUCGUAGCGAAGCGUCAGGGAUCAUUCAGAUGAGCUGGCAAAGUGUAAAGGGAAGGGUCAUAAUUCUGGCAAACGCUUCGCACAUGUGGUGCUUGAGAUGAUGCCAGGCGCUCACAAGGCAAUUUGCGAUUUUUCAUUGGCAGUCGGACUGAAGAACUACGACCCUCAACGUGACAAGCGUUUCAGUGGCACAAUUAAGCUGCCUCACUGUGAGUUCAUGCCGUACGCGUCCAUCCCGCAUGGUAGCCCCCGCCUGAACGGCUUCUGCUCCCUUUAGUGCCUCGCCCUCGUAUGUCGAUGGUCAUCCUGGCUGAUGCUGCCGAUGUCGAUCGCGCCAAGCUCAUCGAGCUCGACUUCAUGACGGUCGAGGACUUGAAGAAGCUCAACAAAAACAAGAAGCUCGUUAAGAAGGUGAGAACCGCUAAUUUGCCGAAAAGUUCAAGGGGCACGAUGGCAGAAGUUCUGUUGCUGCAGGUCAGUCGAGCGCGAGCUGAAUGAGACACCUUUCCGCCCGUUACGCAGCUCGCCAAGAAGUACAACGCUUUCCUGGCUUCCGAGGCGCUUAUCAAGCAGAUUCCUCGUCUGUUGGGUCCAGGGCUGUCCAAGGCCGGAAAGUUCCCUACUCCUGUUUCUCACGGUGACGAUCUUGAGAAGAAGGUGAUCGAGGUCAAGUCGACGAUCAAGUUCCAGCUCAAGAAGGUUCUCUGCUUGGGCGUUGCCAUUGGCCACAUCCAGAUGAGCGAGGACCAACUGUUGGCCAACGUCAUGCUUGCCAUCAACUUCUUGAUCUCCCUGCUCAAGAAGCAGUGGCAGAACGUCAAGAGCUUGCACGUCAAGACCACCAUGGGUAAGCCCAUCCGCCUCUACUAA